CUGGAGCAUGGGGCCCGGGCGCGUGCGGGCCGUCUUCUUCGACCUGGACAACACGCUGGUCGACACGGCCGGGGCGAGUCGCCGAGGCGUGCUGGAGGUGAUAAAGCUCUUACAGUCAAAGUAUCAUUUCAAAGAAGAGGCUGAAGUCGUCUGUGACAAAGUUCAAGUGAAACUCAGCAAGGAAUGCUUCUGCCCACCCAGCACAUGCAUUGACGAUGUGAGGACUGAGCACUGGGAAGAAGCGAUCCAGGAAACAACGGGCAGCCCGGCCAGCCAGAACGCAGCUAAAGAAUGCUAUUUCCUGUGGAAAUCUACACGUUUACAACACUUGACUCUCUCGGAAGAUGUCAGAGCCAUGCUCACAGAACUUCGAAAGGAGUUCCGGCUACUUUUACUAACCAAUGGAGACCGACAGACCCAAAGGGAAAAGAUUGAGGCUUGUGCCUGCGAGCCCUAUUUUGAUGCUAUUGUUGUAGGUGGAGAGCAGGAGGAGGAGAAGCCAGCACCUUCCAUAUUUUUUUACUCCUGUGAUCUACUUGGAGUGCAGCCUGCAGAUUGUGUCAUGGUGGGGGAUACUCUGGAAACCGAUAUACAAGGAGGGCUGAACGCAGGGCUGAGAGCCACUGUCUGGGUAAAUAGAAAUGGAAUGGCGCCGCCUAAGCCAUCGCCCAGGCCUCAUUAUACGGUCUCCUCUGUGCUAGAGUUGCCUGCUCUCUUACACAGUAUGGACAGUAUGGAUUCAGGCCAUCAUCUUGAAGCCUCUUAGGGGGUGUGAUUACAAAUUACAGGGUGUGAAACAUGAUCUAGUGCCAAUACCAAUGAAAGGUGUUUAUAAUCAGAAAACAUUAAGAUAUAUUACAUAUACAAGUUACUUUGAGUUAGUCUGAAGUCUUUGAGGAGAUAUGUUCAUGACUUUAUUAAAU
Molecule: messenger RNA, 923 nt
Organism: Suncus etruscus (white-toothed pygmy shrew)
Lineage: Eukaryota; Metazoa; Chordata; Mammalia; Eulipotyphla; Soricidae
Gene: NANP
Product: N-acetylneuraminic acid phosphatase
Exons: 2
Coding region: 8-766 (252 amino acids)
Molecular function (GO): hydrolase activity
Source: RefSeq, a predicted model, not a curated record